AUGGCCACCGCGCCUCCCGCCGAUCACCGCCGCGCCGAUUCCGAUAGCUCCUCCGACACUUCCGUCUAUCACGACGCGCACCUCGACGGUAACGCCAACGGCAGCAGCAGCUCCUCUUCAGGGUUUACGGAGCGGCGUGUGUCGAUAGAAGCCUCCGGAGGAGAAUCGUGGAACGCCGGAACCGGAAACGGAAACGGAACCUCGUCGGGUUCGAGUUCCGGUCCGACGAGUCCGAAAUUGAGCCAGAGUCAGUCGUUAGCUCUAUAUCUAACCAGAUUCUUCGACGAGAAAAUUCCUUUCAGAAAAAAGCUUAAACAUAUAGACCGAGUGGCCACGGUUGCGGAUAACGGAACUGUACAUUUCGACGUUCCGGGGGAUGUUAAGCCGCAGUUGCUGGAUUUCGGAACCGGAGUUGUUUAUGACGAGGAGAGUUCCAGUGCAACAGGAGAUGAGGUGCCUGAUGUACCUCCGCUGCAAAUUGUAAUGCUGAUUGUUGGUACGAGAGGAGAUGUUCAGCCAUUUGUUGCUAUUGGCAAAAAAUUGCAGGAAUAUGGCCAUAGGGUUAGGCUAGCAACUCAUGCAAAUUUCAAAGAUUUUGUCCUUACUGCUGGGUUGGAGUUCUUUCCUUUAGGUGGGGACCCAAAAGUUCUUGCUGAAUAUAUGGUCAAGAAUAAAGGUUUCUUGCCAUCAGGACCUUCAGAAGUAUCCAUUCAGCGGCAGCAAAUAAAAGAAAUAAUUUUUUCUUUACUUCCUGCUUGCAAGGAACCUGAUCCUGAUUCCAAAGUCCCAUUUAAAGCUGAAGCAAUAAUUGCCAAUCCGCCGGCAUAUGGGCACUCUCAUGUUGCUGAGGCACUAAGAAUACCACUUCAUAUUUUUUUCACAAUGCCAUGGACGCCUACCAGUGAAUUCCCUCAUCCUCUCUCCCGUGUCAAGCAACCUAUUGGAUAUAGACUAUCAUAUCAAAUAGUCGAUGCAUUAAUUUGGCUAGGAAUUCGAGACAUGAUAAAUGAGUUUAGGAAGAAAAUGCUGAAGCUGAGACGUACCACAUAUUUAAGUGGAUACUAUAGUACUCCUCCUGACGUUCCCUAUGGGUACAUAUGGAGUCCUCAUCUUGUUCCCAAACCUAAAGAUUGGGGGCCUAAGAUUGAUGUUGUUGGGUUUUGUUUUCUUGACCUUGCUUCAAAUUAUGAGCCUCCUGAUUCACUUGUGAAGUGGCUUGGAGCUGGUGAACAGCCUGUCUAUGUUGGAUUUGGUAGCCUUCCUCUUCAAGAACCAGAGAAAAUGACCAAUAUUAUUAUUGAAGCUCUAAAGAUUACUGGACAGAGGGGCAUUAUCAACAAAGGCUGGGGUGGCCUUGGUAAUUCGGUAGAAACAACGGAUUCUGUGUACUUGGUGGACAAUUGCCCUCAUGAUUGGCUCUUCCUACGAUGCUCUGCCGUGGUACAUCAUGGAGGUGCUGGGACAACUGCUGCUGGUUUGAAAGCUGCGUGUCCAACUACAAUCGUGCCAUUCUUUGGAGACCAGCCAUUUUGGGGUGAGAGGGUGCAUGCCAGAGGAGUAGGUCCUGCACCAAUCCCCGUUGAUGAGUUCACACUUGAAAAAUUGGUUGAUGCCAUACGGUUCAUGUUAGAUCGAAAGGUUAAAGAGCGUGCUGUUGAAAUUGCCAAAGCAAUGGAGAAUGAAGAUGGGGUCGCCGGAGCAGUGAAGGCCUUUCAUAAGCACUUUCCUAGCAAUAAAUCUCAGUAUGAGUUGAUGCCGGCACGGAAAGGGCAUUUUUCUAUCAGGCGAUGUUUUGGCUACUCCUAUUCAUGAUUCUCAUUCACGAUCUCAUGCAUCAAUACGUUGGCUGGUCUUUGUUUUGAUUUGCCAAUUCCAUGGCUGUCAUCGCCUUCUCCCCGUCACGCCGAAGUAUGCAGUGAAUCAUCAAAAUCAACACUUCAGUGCAGUCGUGUCGAUUCGUUAUUAUUAUUUUCGGGUCAAAUUGUGAGUUUCCAACUUCAAAUUGGCAUAGGGUAUUAUUCAAAAGGACUAGCUGAUUAGAAAUUAAAUAAGAUCAGAAUCAUGUAUUAUUACAACUGAACAACAAGUAUACACCCGUUAUGAUUAUAAACUUGUACUGCACUCUGCUCUUCGGCCUC
Messenger RNA from Fragaria vesca subsp. vesca, 2138 nucleotides. RefSeq names its product UDP-sugar-dependent glycosyltransferase 52-like. Lineage: Eukaryota; Viridiplantae; Streptophyta; Magnoliopsida; Rosales; Rosaceae. Gene Ontology annotation, molecular function: UDP-glycosyltransferase activity; hexosyltransferase activity. The transcript has 14 exons. Gene Ontology annotation, biological process: carbohydrate metabolic process. Bases 1 to 1812 code for a protein of 603 amino acids. The record is from RefSeq and is a predicted model, not a curated record.